UGUGAAUAUAAAACCUCCAUGAGAACAAUAUUGAAAGUCGCGUAGACGCUACCGUGGUGAGUGGAUGUAUUUGUAAGAUAUUUAUUUUUAAUAUUCUUGCGUAUUUAUCAAAAAUAGAAAGAACGUGACAGAAUGUCUGUCACUAAUCUUAAUUCUCAGCAAGAAUACGAGAAUUAUGUUAAGUCACAAGAUCUUUCUGUCAUUCAUUUCUACGCGCCAUGGGCUGAUCAAUGUUCGCAGAUAAAUGAUGUGAUCGAAGAAAUGAGCAAAUUAACUGAAUAUAAAGAAGUUAAAUUUGCUAAAAUCGAAGCUGAAAAAAUUCCUGAUGUAUCUUUAAAAGCUGGUAUCAGUGCAGUACCAACAAUUAUUUUCACAAGAAACGAUACUAUACUCGAUAGAGUCGAUGGAGCCAACCCUUCUGCUAUAGCAGACAAAAUCAAACAUCAGUUAUCCAAAAAAGAUUCCAUUUCAAUUGAAACAUAUAAACCAAAAGAAAAUCUUGAAGAAAGAUUAAAAAAAUUAAUAAAUCAAGCACCUUGUAUGCUAUUCAUGAAAGGAUCUCCGAUAAAUCCACGUUGUGGAUUUUCUAGAACAAUAGUUUCCAUUUUAGAUUCUUAUAAAGCAGACUAUCAAUCAUUUGAUAUUUUACAAGAUAAUGAUGUUAGAGAAGGACUUAAAAAAUUUAGUGAUUGGCCUACAUAUCCUCAGUUGUAUAUAAAUGGAGAACUUAUUGGAGGAUUGGAUAUUAUAAAGGAAAUGAGUGAAUCUGGAGAGCUAGAAAAUAUGUUGCCUAAGAAAAGUUAAUAAGAGUUAACGAAAAU
Molecule: messenger RNA, 821 nt
Organism: Apis cerana (Asiatic honeybee)
Lineage: Eukaryota; Metazoa; Arthropoda; Insecta; Hymenoptera; Apidae
Gene: Grx3
Product: Glutaredoxin 3
Biological process (GO): intracellular iron ion homeostasis
Cellular component (GO): nucleus; cytosol
Source: RefSeq, a predicted model, not a curated record